Pelobates fuscus (common spadefoot toad) is the source of this 2350-nucleotide messenger RNA. It is a transcript of the gene NOTUM, whose product is annotated as notum, palmitoleoyl-protein carboxylesterase. Bases 688 to 2154 code for a protein of 488 amino acids. Gene Ontology annotation, molecular function: palmitoleyl hydrolase activity. Gene Ontology annotation, biological process: negative regulation of canonical Wnt signaling pathway; protein depalmitoleylation. The record is from RefSeq and is a predicted model, not a curated record. The transcript has 12 exons. Lineage: Eukaryota; Metazoa; Chordata; Amphibia; Anura; Pelobatidae.
GCACAGCCCUUUGAAAUUCUCAAAUUACUUCCCAUUUACCCCCUAAAAGAUCCCUAAGUGACUUCAACUUGAUGACUUUAACGGCUCUUUAAUGAGGAAAUGGCAAUCUAGCCUGUGGCAGGGGGAGGGCUGAGCUGAAAGGGUUAAUUUAAAGCCCCCUCCUCCCUUUUGCAACCAGUUUCCAGAUCUUGGACUCAAUUCCAUUGAGCCUCACACUCUCCUCUGAGUCCUGCACUCCUCACCUAUUUAACUCCAUUGGAAGUGGGCUUUGGACUCAGUGUCACCUUGCUGAGUAGUGAGCUGGGUUACCAACCUCUCUAACUUUGGAGAGGUCCAUCAUCUGGCCACAAUUUGGGUUAUUCUUGCAUCCUCCAACUUCUAGAGGAGAACACUUUGCACUUGCACACAUCUUCCUAUCUCAGGAGUGAGUCUCCCAUUGUGCCUUCUUAUCUGGAUUUGAAUUGAUCUCUGACUCCAUACAGGUUUUUUGUUUUGAGAGUGAAUCUGGUUUGCUAACUCCAUCACCCUGCACCUGCCUUGUUCAUAGCACUAAUCAGUGGAUUCCUGGACCUUGUACUGGGCGCACAGUACCAGAAGGGACCAAAGGGCUUACUGCUGGACCAAUAGUGGCACAUUUGGAGUAUUGGAGAGACUUGCACUCCCAGAGGGUGGCACUUGGUGCCCGGCAUGGCUGGAGGUAUAUGUGUGACAUUGCUACUUCUGCUCAGUGCCGUUCCCACUGGCAGCAGGAAAAGCUGGAGGAGGCGAGGGCAGCAGUUGGUACCCAGCAGCCGUGAGCGCAGCGAAGGUGGUGGUGAGAGCUUUCCGCUGGAUUUCACCGCCGUGGAGGGAAAUAUGGACAAUUUCAUGGCUCAGAUAAAGAGUUUGGCACAGUCUCUGUACCCCUGCUCAGCACAGCGUCUGGAUGAGGAAAUGAAAUUGCACCUCUUACAAAACCAGUCUGUGACGUGCAAUGAUGGGACCCCAGCAGGUUAUUACCUUAAGGAGUCAAAGGGCAGUCGGCGAUGGCUUGUCUUUCUGGAAGGGGGUUGGUACUGCAUCAGUCGAGAAAACUGUGACCUCCGAUACGACACUAUGAGAAGACUCAUGAGCUCAAAAGGAUGGCCUGCAACUAAGACCGCUUCAGGGAUUUUAUCAACUCAACCAGAGGAGAACCCGCAUUGGUGGAAUGCAAAUAUGGUAUUUAUUCCAUAUUGUUCCAGUGAUGUCUGGAGUGGAUCAUCUCCUAAGUCAGAGAAAAGUGACUAUGCUUUUAUGGGAUCGCUCAUUAUACAGGAAGUGAUAAAGGAACUCCUGGGGAAAGGGCUGGACACUGCAAAGGUGCUACUCCUGGCAGGAAGCAGUGCUGGUGGAACUGGCGUUCUUCUAAACGUGGACCCGGUGGCCGAGCAGCUGGAGGAGUUGGGUUACUCGGGGAUCCAAGUUCGAGGUCUCUCUGAUUCUGGCUGGUUUCUAGAUAAUAAGCAGUACAGGAGAACAGAUUGUGCGGACAUUAUUACUUGCGCCCCAACAGAAGCCAUCCAGAGAGGAAUCAGAUAUUGGAAUGGAGCUGUCCCUGAAAGGUGCAAGCAACAGUUCAAAGAAGGGGAAGAAUGGAACUGCUUCUUUGGUUACAAGAUGUACCCAACUCUUAGAAGUCCAGUCUUUGUGGUCCAGUGGCUGUUUGAUGAAGCACAGCUGACUGUGGAUAAUGUUCAUCUGAGUGGACAACCUGUGCAGGAGAGUCAGUGGCUCUAUAUCCAGAAUUUGGGUCGAGAGUUGAGGAACACUUUGAAAGAUGUUGGGGCAAGUUUCGCUCCUGCCUGUCUGUCCCACGAAAUAAUCACCCGCAGCCACUGGACUGAGGUACAGGUUCGCGGUACAUCUCUGCCUCGGGCGCUGCAUUGCUGGGACCGCAGUCUGCAGGAAAACAACAAAAACAGCAAGACGCCACUAAAAGGCUGCCCCUUCCAUCUGAUGGACAGCUGCCCCUGGCCGCAGUGUAACCCCACAUGCCCUUCCAUCAGAGACCAUUUUACAGGGCAGGAAAUGAGCGUGGUACAAUUCCUCAUGCACCUUGGCUUUGAUGUGCAGAAAAUGGCAAGCCAGCAGGGCAUGGAGCCUGGCAAACUGCUGGGGGCAUUGAGCAGCUAGGAACUGAGCCGGGCAAUGAUGGGGGACCCUUUAUUUUAUUUUUUUUGAGGCCUACUUUUAUUAUGGUUAUUCAAUAAUUGGGGAAAGUAUGUGGAUGAUGAGAGUAGGAGCCAUGGCAAUUUUAAAGGGAAUACAAUGUAAAAAAUAGGGUGGGCAGCUUGGGUAGAGUCACGUAAUGAAUCUACCUGACUCUUGC